AUGUGGCUCAUAUUAUUUUACUUCAAUAUUCUUCUUCUUCUAUUUCCUACUCUUACGAAUACUAAUGGUCAAAAUUUGAUAAAAUUUGAUGCAGAAACUUUAAAUAAAUUACGAUUAACAUCUUCAAAUCUUUUAAAAUCAAUAUCUUAUAUUGAUUUUGAAUUAUUAAAUGAAUAUCAAUGUGCUAUUGAAUGUGUAAAAGAUCAAUCAAUAUGUACAGGUUAUGCAUAUAAUGCAACAAAUAAAAUAUGUUCAUUAUAUGAAGAUUCAACUAAAACUGUUAGUUCGGAUAUUAUUAAAUUACGAGAAGAAAUUAAACCAAAUGUUUGUGACAAAGUUAAAUGUAAACCGGGUGCCAUUUGUGUUGAUUAUGAUAGUAAUGGUAAAAAAGUACCAAGUUGUGUUUGUUUAAAUGGACAAUCAACACCUGAUGAUUGUGAUAAGAUAGAAAAUAAUGUAUGGACAGAUUAUAACGAUUGGUCACCAUGUAGUGUAACAUGUGGUGAAGGUUAUCAAUUUCGUAAACGUGAAUGUUUAUCAUCUAAUGAUAAAACUCGAAAGAUUUCAACUGAUAAUUGUAUUGGGCGAAAUAUAGAAACAAAACCAUGCGAUAUAACAACUUGUCCAGUUUAUGGUACAUGGACACAAUGGACACCAUGUUCAACAUUUUGUGGUAUUGGUUUAAAACAACGUAAUCGUUCAUGUAUUCCACCAGGUUCAAAUUGUGGUAAUUAUACACAUGAACAAAGAGCUUGUGGAGAAGCCAAUUGUCAACGUGUUGCAGGAAUAAAACAAACUGAACCAGAAAAUUAUCCAUUAAAAGGAUAUUUAGCUAUUCGAGAAGGAGAUAUUUUAUGUGUACCACAAAAUAGUUCAGUAAUGGCAAAACAUAUGGCUGAUUUAGUUUGUAAAUCAAUUGGUCUUUCACGUGGUGCACAAUAUGCUUUUCUUAAUCCAAUUCGAUUUAAUUCUACUUGUUAUCCUGGUAUUUUAUGUGAUGGCACAGAAAAAGAUUUUUAUGAUUGCAAAUAUGAUCGAAAAUUAGGAUUAAGCGAUAUAAGUGAAUUAUUUGCAGUUGUUGCAAGAUGUAUCGUCGAUGGUGGAUUUUCAUCAUGGUCGGAUUGGACACAAUGUACAAAAACAUGUGGCACAGGUCAAACAUUUCGUUCUCGUACAUGUACAAAUCCAUCACCAUCAAUACCUGAACCUGAAACAAUGAAUGAUGAUCUUUCAUCAUUAGCUGGAAAGAAUUGUACUGGUGAUUUUCAACAAGUUAAAACUUGUAAUGAUCAACCAUGUUAA
Molecule: messenger RNA, 1302 nt
Organism: Adineta steineri
Lineage: Eukaryota; Metazoa; Rotifera; Eurotatoria; Adinetida; Adinetidae
Source: the annotation of a GenBank genome assembly